Exophiala xenobiotica is the source of this 717-nucleotide messenger RNA. RefSeq lists its product as uncharacterized. Lineage: Eukaryota; Fungi; Ascomycota; Eurotiomycetes; Chaetothyriales; Herpotrichiellaceae. The record is from RefSeq and is a predicted model, not a curated record. Bases 1 to 717 code for a protein of 238 amino acids. The transcript has 5 exons. Gene Ontology annotation, molecular function: heme binding; monooxygenase activity; oxidoreductase activity, acting on paired donors, with incorporation or reduction of molecular oxygen.
AUGGCUGAAGGAGUGGCAACCUUGGAGAUGGUCUACAAAAGGGAGGUGGAUGAGCUUCGGCACCGACAGAAGCUGGGUAUCCAGAAGCCUUGCUUCAUGACAGAGUUCUUGGAUGCUGGGAAGGACCGAGGGUUUUCCGACGAGGAGCUCUGCUUCAUCUCCGGAACCUUGAUGGAAGCAGGCUCGGACACCACCAGAAUCUCCCUGCACGAAGUUGUGGCAGCGGCUGCUUUAUAUCCCGACUGGGUCGAACGCGCACGGAUGCAGCUGGAUCGGGUGUGCGGGGCCAAUGGUGAGCGAUUGCCAGUCGCACAAGAUCUUGCUCAAUGCCCUGUCAUUAGAGGCGCAGUCAAGGAGAGCAUGCGUUGGAAACCUACUAUAGCAGAGACAGGCAUUCCGCACUGCUUGCUCGAAGACGACAACUUCGAAGGCUACCGUGUUCCCCUCUGGAUCUGUGUUCACCUGGAAUCACUGGGGAAUAUCGAAUUCGGCCUUGGACUCGAUAUGGCUUUGAAAGGCCAUCUGGGCUUCGGUGCCGGUCGAAGGGCUUGCGUCGGAUACUCUGGUGGCGUAGACAACCUUGGCAUCGCAAUUGCGAGGAUUGUUUACUGUUUCAACUUCGAACAGGAUUCAUCAGCUCCCAUCGACACUUCGACACCAUUUCACUCAAAGAAUGACGGUCCAUUCAAAGUUAUCAUUACGCCAAGGAGUGAAUGA